AUGUUUGCCAACUCCGUCCGCCAGGGUCUCCGCGUCGCUUCGCGCCAGUCGGUCCGCGCCUUCUCGACCCAGCCCGCUCGCGCUGCUCCCCGUUACGGUGCCGUCGCCGCCGCUGCCGGUGCCGCCGUUGCUGGCUUUGCUCUCUACCAGAGCACCCAGGCCGCUCACAUGGAGGGCGCCAAGACCAUCGCCGGCGAGUACAAGACCGACUCGGAGCGCUCGUUCGUCAUGCCCGACGGCAUGUCGCGCCAGCUUGUUGGCAAGAUUGUCCAGCGCUUCGAGGAGCGCGGCUUCAAGCUUGUUGCCAUCAAGUCGCUCGUCCCUUCGCAGGACCUCGCCAAGGAGCACUACGAGGACCUCUCGGCCCGCCCCUUCUACGCCGGCCUCGUCAAGUACAUCACCUCGGGCACCCCCGUCGUCGCCAUGGUCUGGGAGGGCAAGGACGUCAUCCGCCAGGGCCGCCGCAUCGUAGGCGCCACCAACCCCCAGGAGUCCGACCCCGGAUCCAUCCGUGGCCAGUACGCCGUCUCUGUUGGUAGGAACCUUAUUCACGCUUCGGACUCGUUCGAUGCCGCUACCAAGGAGAUUGGCCUUUGGUUCACCGAGAGCGAGCUCCCCGAGUACACGCUGAAUCUUGAAAGAACCAAUGCAACUUGUGAAAGUGCUGAAGCUUGUGGCUUUACUGCCCUGCCAUUAAUAUUGUGCUGUCCUUUCAAGUGGGUUCCGCACAGUCUGUCGCCUGUCGCCUAUCGAGAUGCUGCCACUGCACCCUUCGUGAUGCAGUGGCCGUUGGGUGGCACAGUCCGUGGCACAGUCCGAGCCGCGGAAUCAAGAUGGGAUGGACCUGUGAGCACUUUUCCGCUUCACCACCAUCACCUGCUCCCUUGGCCAUCACCACCGCCACCACAUCCUCCCAUCUGCCAUGCCCACGGCUCCCCUACCCAUCAGAUGGAGACCGUAUUCCCAAGCUGGGCAUACCUUGUGUCCAAUCCUCCUGGGCGCAGCAAGAACCAGCCUUACACGAUAGGCAGACAGCACAAGUCAGGCAUUCUGCGUAAUUCACGCUCUGACGGACUCCUUAUGGUAGAGAUUAAGACCGACCAUAUGCUGUAG
Molecule: messenger RNA, 1113 nt
Organism: Apiotrichum porosum
Lineage: Eukaryota; Fungi; Basidiomycota; Tremellomycetes; Trichosporonales; Trichosporonaceae
Exons: 13
Coding region: 1-1113 (370 amino acids)
Biological process (GO): GTP biosynthetic process; CTP biosynthetic process; UTP biosynthetic process
Molecular function (GO): nucleoside diphosphate kinase activity
Source: RefSeq, a predicted model, not a curated record